AUGUCGUCCGGACCCGAAACCGGUCUCCCUGAGGGAUGGGAGAUACGCCAUUCCAAUAGCAAGAACCUCCCCUACUACUUUCACCCCGCGACCAAAGAUUCGCGAUGGGAGCCUCCCGCGGGGACAGACCCGGACGCGCUGAAAAGUUUUAUGGCGAAGUACCAUAGCUCCAAGGGUGUCACACCGGCGAACCUCGCGAAUCAGGGCGACAAGAUACGCGCUGCACAUCUUCUCGUCAAGCACCGGGAUAGUCGACGACCGGCCAGCUGGCGGGAGCCGCGCAUCACGCGCUCCAAGGAGGAUGCGGUUGAGGCUAUCAAGGUGUACCUCGAGCAGAUAACGGCAUACGAAAACGACUCAAGCGACCCCAAUGGUAAAUCGCUAUCAGAGCUCGCCAUGACCGAGUCGGAUUGCAGCAGUGCGCGGAAGGGAGGAGAUUUGUGA
Messenger RNA from Didymosphaeria variabile, 444 nucleotides. It is a transcript of the gene pin1, whose product is annotated as peptidyl-prolyl cis-trans isomerase Pin1. Lineage: Eukaryota; Fungi; Ascomycota; Dothideomycetes; Pleosporales; Didymosphaeriaceae. Gene Ontology annotation, cellular component: cytosol; nucleus. Gene Ontology annotation, molecular function: protein binding; peptidyl-prolyl cis-trans isomerase activity. The record is from RefSeq and is a predicted model, not a curated record. The transcript is spliced from 2 exons. Bases 1 to 444 code for a protein of 147 amino acids.